Messenger RNA from Microtus ochrogaster (prairie vole), 1758 nucleotides. It is a transcript of the gene Fbxo16, whose product is annotated as F-box protein 16. The record is from RefSeq and is a predicted model, not a curated record. Gene Ontology annotation, molecular function: protein binding. Lineage: Eukaryota; Metazoa; Chordata; Mammalia; Rodentia; Cricetidae.
CUCUCUCUCAUCUCCGUGCCCAAUUUUGGAGCCAGCCCUCCUUGGAUGCCCUGGCCAAUCAAGAGACCACACAUUGUUGCCUAAGAGACCCCGGAUGCCAGCGACAAGAUUUAUAGAUGGUGAUUGGACUGCUGGGAGCAGUGAGGUGGGGGCUGGAAGGAAGCAAAGAAAACUGCCCUAGCGCAGCGAUGGCAACCCCAGAGCCAGAGGCUUGAAGAAGGAGGCCGGCAGCUGAGGUGUAGUCUUUCUGAUGGAAGAAUACCAGAUCCUUUCAUGAUGGCCUUUGCACCUCCAAAAAGCACUGAUGGCUCCAAAAUGCAGACAAAGAUGAGCACCUGGACACCCCUAAACCAUCAACUUCUGAAUGACCAGGUGUUUGAAGAACGAAGAGCUCUGCUUGGAAAAUGGAUCGGCAUGGAGGUGUGGGAAAAAUUGAGACACAGUUUACACAGCAAUAUCCGAAGGGAGUCUCAGGCUUCAUUCAUUCCCGAGGAUCACCCGUGUUUAUUAUUUAAACACCUUUUAUUCCCCAAGUUUGACAAAUGGACAGACUCUCAAAGGAGAAGAAUCCUUACAGGCCUUCUAGAGCGCUGCUCCCUGGCCCAGCAGAAGUUCUGCUGUCGAAAGCUGCAGGAAAGAAUUCCAGCGGAGGCCCUGGAUUUUACUACCAAGCUGCCAAGGGUGUUAUCCGUCUAUAUCUUUUCCUUCUUGGACCCCCGGAGCCUUUGCCGUUGUGCACAGGUGAGCUGGUACUGGAAGAGCCUGGCUGAGCUGGACCAGCUCUGGAUGCUCAAGUGCCUGCGCUUUAACUGGUACAUCAACUUCUCCCCAACCCCAUUUGAGCAGGGCAUCUGGAAAAAGCACUACAUUCAAAUGGUGAGAGAACUUCACAUCACCAAACCCAAGACACCUCCAAAGGAUGGGUUCAUAAUUGCCGACGUUCAACCCGUUCCCGGCAGCUCUCCAGAGGGAAAGCAGUCCCCUUCGUUAGCUUUGCGAUCCUCCGCCUCCUUAAGAAAGAAGAAUAACCCAGGGGAGAAAGAGCUUCCGCCGUGGCGAUCGUCGGAUAAGCAUCCCACUGAUAUCAUCCGCUUUAAUUAUCUAGACAACUGUGACCCCGAACACCUCUGGCAAUGCAGAAGAAAAAGAAACGAAGUGACCCCCCACUUCAAGCGGCAGUUUCGAGAUCAGAAAAACAAGCUUGAAGACGGUGUCAGGCUCAGGAAAGCACGGUCGCUGAGGCCACAAUUGUGAUUAAAAUUACUUUAGAUCAAAUACCAAAGGUAAGCCAUUCCAUUUGUGAAUCCAAAUUUUAAGCCAAUAAUUCUUGUUUACUCUCUCAUCUUUUUCUUUGAACUUUGGAAAAUAUGGUUCCUUAACACCGAAGAAGUCACAAAAGGAAAUUUAGAGUGGUUUCCUUGCUUCAAUAAGUGCUUUCAAAUUCCGGCAAAUUCUCCCCAUUUUUUUUUUUUUUUAAAUAACAUCUAUUUGGAUUGGAUUUGCAAAGCUACCCAUUUCCACAGGAGAGAUUUAAAAUCCUUUCAUUCCACCAAGGAAACAUCUGGGGAUUUCAUUUGGAAAGAAGCAGAAAGAAUGUGGCUAGACAUGGAGAUAAAAUUGGGUUCUUUUCCUAAAUGGCAUGACUGUGGGUGAGUUACUUGGUCUCUCUAAGCCUCAUUUUCUCCAUCUGUAAAAUGGGAAUCAUAGUUUAUCUUGCAGGGUUAUUGUUAGCACAUAAAUAUAAGGUCUCAGUUAAGG